Messenger RNA from Clupea harengus (Atlantic herring), 3558 nucleotides. It is a transcript of the gene hinfp, whose product is annotated as histone H4 transcription factor. Gene Ontology annotation, biological process: anatomical structure development; regulation of transcription by RNA polymerase II. The record is from RefSeq and is a predicted model, not a curated record. NCBI's taxonomy places the organism in Eukaryota, Metazoa, Chordata, Actinopteri, Clupeiformes, Clupeidae. Gene Ontology annotation, molecular function: RNA polymerase II cis-regulatory region sequence-specific DNA binding; DNA-binding transcription factor activity, RNA polymerase II-specific.
UAAACUAUGUUUGUCCUUAGCAGGGCACUGUAGUCUGUAGAUGGUGGUUUACGACAGUUUUUUUACGAUCAGGAAAACAAACCUGAAGCCUGCACCUAAACAAGUUGAAAUAAUGCUGAGAAAAGCUACAUCCUGUGGGUUAACGUGACGACGAAUUAAGAGCAGCAUAGUACAAUGGUGGGGCAGGACACACUGAAGACUCAUAGCUAAUGUUACUGACUUCGAGAUCUCUCCCAGGAGUCGCCCACUACGUGUAAGCAAAUUUACACGGACCCAGCAUGCUGUAGCUGCACCUACUUCCAUGUUUUUUCAUCUUCGUUCCAGUCAUGGCCCCUUCCAACAAACGCUCCCGCAGAGAGGACUCUUCUUUGUUGCUCACGUGUGAGUGGGGAUCCUGCAAAGAGACGUUCACUCAAAUGCAGGAGUUUUGCAAACACGCGGAGAAACACCACACUCUGUCAACGGAGGACAUGGACACUGACGACGAUGUGGAUGAGCAUGUGUGUCAGUGGAGGGACUGUGGCUUCUGUUCAGUAGAGAGUGUGGCAGAGUUACAGAGACAUUUGUUCUUCCACUGCUACCACACCAAGCUGAAGCAGUGGGGACUUAAUAUCCUUCAGGCUCACCCUGACAUGGGCACCUGUUCUGUGGGCCUUCACAACCGCAACAUAAUACCCGAGAUCACUGACAACUUCAUUUGCCUCUGGGAGCACUGUGAGGCCUCUAUGGACAAUCCCGAGUGGUUCUAUCGCCAUGUGGAGAACCAUGCCCUGUCCCUGGACAUGAAAUCCAACGGAAAGGAAGAGAAUGUUCUCUGCUGUGGCUGGAAAGAUUGUGAGGCCACCUUCAAGGGCCGCUUUAAGUUGCGAGAGCACCUGCGGAGCCACACCCAAGAGAAGAUAGUCGCCUGUCCAACCUGCGGGGGGAUGUUCGCUAACAACACCAAGUUCUUUGACCACAUUCGGCGGCAAACAACCAUUGAAGGCCAAAGAUUCCAGUGUUCCCAUUGUUCCAAGCGCUUUGCUACUGAGAGACUUCUCCGAGACCACAUGAGAAACCAUGUGAACCAUUACAAAUGUCCCCUGUGCGACAUGACCUGUCCCUCACCGUCCUCACUCCGAAACCAUAUCAAGUUCCGCCACAGCAACGAGAAACCCUACAGCUGUGACUAUUGCGAGUACAGCUGUAAGAACCUGAUCGACCUACGGAAACACUUUGAUACGCACAGCAGUGAGCCGGCCUACCACUGUGACUUUGAGGACUGUGACUACACCACCCGCUCCAUGCAGUCCAUCAAGUCCCACUACAAACGGGUGCACGAGGGUGAUGUUGCUCCACGCUACAAGUGUCAUGUGUGUGAGCAGUGCUUCACGAGAGGCAACAACCUCACUGCCCACCUGCGCAAGAAGCACCAGUUCAAAUGGCCAUCAGGACACCCCAGAUUCAGGUACAAGGAGCACGAAGAUGGCUUCAUGCGACUGCAGCUGAUCCGCUACGAGAGCGUGGAGCUAACGGAGCAGCUGAUGAGGGAGAGGCAGACGGACGGGGACAGCCCUGAGCAGCCCACCCAGGGCGAGGGCCUCCAGCCGGGGCAGGAGGGUGACGGGGGUGGGCUGCAGUCCUCCACGGGGGGAGCCGAUAUCUCCGAGGGUCAGGAAGGGGAUGGGGACUGCGGGGCAGAGGGGAGGGUGAGGCCAGAGGAAGGGGAGAACGUGCUCCUGGUCAUGCUGAAGGGGAGCUCUCCAGAGGCCCAGGCGGCGGAGGAGGACACGGUUAUGAGGCGGUUACAGGACACGGCACAGCAGUUGGGGAUGGAGGUGGUGUGAGAUGGUGGAGGCUGGGACCAGGAUCACAGCCGCCUGACGUCCGCAGAUCCAGCAUUUGAACUGUGUUCAUUGUAAUCUGGGAUUUCUCUAGAUGGAUUCCUCUCUGUAGUGGCGAACUUGAUACAUAUCUGUUGAAAGCGAUUGGAUCAAUCACUUGCUAUAGGUUACCGAUAUGCUGGCCAGAACUGCAGAAACUGAGUUCAAAUUUAGGUUUGGCAGUGCCAAGCGAGGUCCACUGUUCCAAGGCAAUGAACAGGCUCAAUGAAGUUCAUGGAAAGCAUCAACUCUUCACCUCUCUUCAUUGUAGAGAUGGUUUACAUUAUCAGAAUCAGAAUUUGGAAUGUCCAACUGCUUCUCUUUCUUUUUUGGUGAAAGGUGCUUGACUUACUUGAUUGAAGAAAUUCUGCCCCCAUGGAAGUGCAGGUCUUCUAGAAAAACGAACGACUCCAUUAGGGGACAGUGUCUGAAGGUCUGUUCCACAGCAGCCCAGUUACCUCUUAGUUUCCACACAGAGCCUUCCUCUGCCUCACCCAGAAGAAUACUUAUUGAUGGACUGAAGAUGCAUUGAUGUUCCUCUUUAUUGUUCUAAGUUUUUCAUUUGCUGUUUUCCUGCUGUUUUCCUCUAAGGGACCAUUAUAAGCCAGCAGUGUUCUCUAAGCACUUGAUUAGUAUGGGUAUGAUGUGUAAAUAUAAUUAAACGAAUCGCACUUAUACGAGAGAAUAGAUGAUUUGCAGUGCACAGGUUUGAAGAAAGAUGAGCUUGAGGUGACCCAUUUGUACCCAGUUUUUUUUUUGGCUGUUUGUUUUAGAAAUGCUUCAACACUUUUUCAUUGAAUUUUCCCCAGUCAAAAGUGGAAGAUGGAAGGACUCCCCAACUAAUUUAUGCUAAUUACUCCAAAGAGGAGGAGUUAUAAUGUGAAAAUGGCGUUUCAGUUUAAAAAUCAGUUUAUGUCCACUAUAUCAUAUACAUUUGACAUGUCAAUGUCAUGUGAAGGUAUUUGUCGAUUUAUUUAUUUUGUGAUAAAGGAACCAAUAGAGGGAUGCUGUGUUUCUUUUCUGAGAAAACCACAACAGCCUCAGAGGAGAUGGAGUUCUUUUUUUAAUAAACUCUAUCUUGAACUUACUGUGAUCGUCCUGUUUCACUUCAUUUCAUAGAAGAGUCCUCCAGGUCAUCAUUAGUGUCGGGUGGAUUGGCAUGGCGGUAAGAGUGAUUUGGCAUUCGAGAGCGAGGGAAUGAAAGACCAAGUGGGGGAGCUUAAACACUCGCACUAAUCCAAUCGAUGAUCUGUCCCGCUAAAUUAACACAGUGGCAACUCUGCCCCCAGGUCUUGUAUUGGACUAUAGUCUGAGGAUGUACUGAAUCAUUUAGCAUAAAAGACUAGCCGUCAGAACUGCCUGAAAUUCAAAGAGCAUUCCUUGAUCUUCUUAAUACAUUUUUUUAUGUUCUUUUAAUUUUUCUGCUCUAUAGUCCUUCCUAUAGUUCUCAUGAUGAACUUUUUGAAGUUGAAGUAUCAAAAUAAUCACUGGAGACUCGAGAAUUCUGUUUUGCUGUCUUGUCUGUGUUAGGGCAUUUUUUCACCCUUUACCAGGACUUUAUUAACCUCAGAAUUAAGACUCACACACAACCAAGAAUAUAAUAAAUAACAAACUUUUACUCUGGCAAAGAGGAGUGCAUUGGUUUCAGACCGCUGUUCCCACAUACACUGACUUUCUGGUAAAAUGUCUAACCCUU